CCAAGGUCGCGGCGUUGCUGCUGGGGUUCGCGGUGCCGAGAUGGUUACAUAGAAACGUGGCGGGCACCCCACCACUCUUCGCGGUCGAUCGAAACGAAAUUGGCAAUGGCGUCGUAUAAAAGACCGGCUCGCGGUGCGGCCUGCGUCAAGCCCCGCCUCAUAACUAACUACUCUAAACCGGAACAUUCCUUCACCUAUUUUCCCAUUACUUCUGGAUAGACCAUGUCCGAACGCGAUCAGUCUCGUAGGGGCGAACGCAGUGACGACUCCGAGGGAGAAUCCUACUCCCCUCGUACGCCGCGCCGGACGCCUAUGGCAUGCCAGUUUUGUCGAGGUCGCAAGAUGAAGUGCGAUGGCCGACCAAUCUGUGCCAACUGUAACAAACGCGGCAUUGCGUGUUCAUAUGUUCCUGUAGCAUCGCAGAAAUAAUUUUGGUCUGCGCCGGCUGUAACAAUAACCCCAGCCCGCUUGGUUUGGUCAUCCGUUCCCUCGCUCUCCGUUUUCUUGCUGUCCAUGUUGUUUCGUUCGCCAUUCUGACUGCAUCGACUGCGGUCCCGUGUAGCUGUAGUCUCGUCAUACUCUACCCUAAUCCCCUAGUCAAGGACUCCUCCUAGCAUCGACAACAUACUAAUGAACAGUAAUCUAGUCCCUACAUAUCAUGCUCUUGACCCUACGUAUACUGAAGUACAUAUUGCAUUCCUAGUCAUUAUAAUGAUCUUUAUUGCAGUUGC
Messenger RNA from Fomitopsis serialis, 731 nucleotides. RefSeq lists its product as uncharacterized. The transcript is spliced from 4 exons. Bases 223 to 429 code for a protein of 68 amino acids. The record is from RefSeq and is a predicted model, not a curated record. Lineage: Eukaryota; Fungi; Basidiomycota; Agaricomycetes; Polyporales; Fomitopsidaceae. Gene Ontology annotation, molecular function: DNA-binding transcription factor activity, RNA polymerase II-specific; zinc ion binding. Gene Ontology annotation, biological process: regulation of DNA-templated transcription.